CCCCGCGGUGGUAGGUCCGCCUGCGCCGGUGGACGCGGAUUGCCUAACUCUGGCGGUGCUUUGAUUGGCCCAGCUUUGCUCUCGUCACGCCCCCUCUGCGCUCCGAUUGGCUCGGUGCUGGAGCGCUCUGCAUCCGCGGCCCGCCAUGGCGUCUCAGCUCCGGCUCCGCUCGGCGCUGGCCCUGGUCACAGGUUGAAGGGAGGGGGCUCUCCCAGGCGGGUUGGGGUACCGGAGUGAUGUCGGGGGCGUGUCCUGGGACUCUGCAGCCGCUGUUGCCCCUGGCCCGAACUUUACUAACUUUGCGCCCUGUUGAUCUCUGGCCCCUGCCCACUUAUCCCCCUCCCCCCGCGUGUUCUCGUCCCCCUCAGGUGCGGGGAGUGGCAUCGGCCGAGCCGUCAGUGUGCGCCUGGCCGGAGAGGGGGCCACCGUGGCCGCUUGCGACCUGGACGGGGCAGCGGCACGGGAGACGGUGCAGCUGCUGGGCAGGCGGGGGGGCGAGGAGGGGGCGCCCCGAAGGGCCCACGCUGCCUUCCAGGCUGACGUCUCUGAGGCCAGGGCUGCCAGGCGCCUGCUGGAACAAGUGCAGCUUUUCUCGCCCGCCAUCUGUCGUUGUGUCCUGUGCGGGCAUCACCAGGGAUGAGUUUCUGCUCCACAUGUCUGAGGAUGACUGGGACAGAGUCAUAGCUGUCAACCUCAAGGGCAUCUUUCUAGUCACUCAGGCUGCAGCCCAAGCCCUGGUGUCCAGUGGUUGUCACGGCUCCAUCAUCAACAUCAGUAGCAUCGUAGGGAAGGUGGGGAAUAUGGGACAAACCAACUACGCAGCAUCCAAGGCUGGAGUGAUUGGGCUGACCCAGACUGUAGCCCGGGAGCUGGCACGACAUGGAAUCCGCUGUAACUCUGUCCUCCCAGGGUUCAUUACAACACCUAUGACACAGAAAAUGCCACAGAAAGUGCUGGACAAGAUGUGGCAGAUGUGGUCGCAUUCUUGGCAUCUGAAGACAGUGGAUACAUCACAGGGGCCUCAGUGGAAGUCACUGGAGGUCUUUUCAUGUAACAGCCUCAAGGACCCUGGACUCUGCUCGCUCCCCCACCACUCUGCCUGGCCUCCUGCUGAUGAGGACUCUGAGUUCCCAGGCUACAAAAAGGGUGGCAGUGUAUGACUCAGGAAUGCUGAAUAUGGGAGGCAGGGGUGCUUGUGACCCUAAUAAAUUCCAAAUCCUCUUCCCUGCCACCUCCAGUUCUUCUUGUGUCCAAGCCCUCAGACCCUUCCCCACCUCCCCCUCCUUUCCCUUUCCCGAAGGAUUGUUCCCUUUCACUGCCUGGUCUCCCAGGGCAACCCCCGCCACCGGGUGUGAGAGGAGAGUGUGUGUGUCACUGUGUAUGCGUGACAUUCUGGGUCUCUUUGGAGGGAGGGGUCUGCCCCACCCCCUUCCACUAGUCCUGCAGCCCCAGUCCCCUCCCCCCAAUUCCCUGGGUCCUUAUGGUCCCCAAGGGUGAUUUGUUCAUGGCCCCAUCCCAGUGUCCAGUCUGGCCUUGGGAGGGGGUCUUGGAACAGGUGGCCCUCCCCCACCCUCUCCUUUCUCUGAGUCCCCCCCUCCCCUUUCUCUCCACCUUACAAUAGCUGCAGCCGGCCUGGGGUCGGAUGGGGG
This is a messenger RNA of Diceros bicornis minor, 1649 nucleotides long. It is a transcript of the gene HSD17B8, whose product is annotated as hydroxysteroid 17-beta dehydrogenase 8. Gene Ontology annotation, molecular function: estradiol 17-beta-dehydrogenase [NAD(P)+] activity. NCBI's taxonomy places the organism in Eukaryota, Metazoa, Chordata, Mammalia, Perissodactyla, Rhinocerotidae. The transcript has 7 exons. Bases 237 to 1160 code for a protein of 307 amino acids. Gene Ontology annotation, biological process: estrogen biosynthetic process. The record is from RefSeq and is a predicted model, not a curated record.